Drosophila biarmipes is the source of this 365-nucleotide messenger RNA. RefSeq lists its product as uncharacterized. Lineage: Eukaryota; Metazoa; Arthropoda; Insecta; Diptera; Drosophilidae. The record is from RefSeq and is a predicted model, not a curated record. The transcript has 2 exons. The coding region runs from base 7 to 330 and encodes 107 amino acids.
AAUUGGAUGCAGGAUGCAGUCUGCAGUCAAGGAAAACCUCAACAGUCACCCACCAGCACCACCACCAUCUCCACCAUCACCACAACCACCACACACCAUACAGGAGACACACGAGAUCAGAUCCACAACCACAGAUCACCCACCAAGAUCAGCCGGAUCAACUCAACCGAGCAGAGCCGGCAGGGAGACUACGCUUCAUUUGCAUUCGAGACAAAGUUAACAGCAGCAGAGGACCAGUCCCGGCCAGACCGCAGCUGCAGCUGGCGCUGGACCGGAUCCCGCCAUGCCCUGUCCCGGUUGCCUGGACAGUCCCCCACACAACAUGAAUAAAUAUGAAUAAACUUGGAACCCUUUUCUAAAAAACA